AUGGUGAUCGAGGCUGGUGAUAACGACGACAUCCAAGAGCCCCAAGACCCCCAAGAGCCGGGGAUGGGGAUGGAGAUGAUGAUGGAGACGGAGGAGGAUGAGGGGAAGACUGAAGAGACUGGAGAAACUGGAGGUGAGGUGAAUGCUGCUAUGAGUGCUGCUUUAACCGCUGCUGUGACGGCUGCUGAUGAUGCGACUGCCGAUGAUGCGACUACUGCUGCUACUGCAACCCCCAGCAUCCCCGACGUCCCAGUGGAAAAGGUGGAAAAGGUGGAAAAGGCGGAGCCGUUAAACCCUGAGCUUGAGACGGCGCUAACAGCCUUGCUGUGGCAAGCUUACGAUGUAGCUCUCCAACCCCACCUCCUCAAGUUACAGCGCGAUGUGUACGGUCAACAAUCCACCAACACCGCGAGUGAUCCAUCUCCUCCCCGACCUCCCUUGCUGGAGAACCGAGAGCUGGCCCUGAGUAUCGUGGACGAGGCCCGUAUGCGUUACCUGAAAGAGGGAACUGUGUUGGUCAAGUUCAUGCGCCAGGCCCGUAAGACAGCCUCCCUCCCGUGGGCUGUGGAGAAGAGUGUGAAAGACCAACUGCGGCAGUUUUUAAAUGAGACGCCGAUCAACAAAUCGAACCCGGCAUUCGCCCAGAUGUACGUGGAGUAUUUGAUGACAGCCAACAACCUCUCCGCACCUGACGAGCAGCCUACAAUCCGGCCUAACAACCAAGCCAACCAGCCUAACCAGGCUACCCAGACCACCCAGGCUACGAUGACCGACUCCGUACAACGCCGCAAUGGAAAGACUGGGUAGCUGUCGUCACCGACCUGCAAAGCUACACAAGUGUACUUCAUAGUAUGUUUGCGGAUGGUAGGGUGAACGGGGGACGACUGCAGGUGCUGCAAGCGUACACUGAAGACGUCUGUCAGCAUGUCGAGGAUUCCCGACCUAUUCAAGCGUAUUACGUAGAG
Liolophura sinensis is the source of this 965-nucleotide messenger RNA. RefSeq lists its product as uncharacterized. The coding region runs from base 1 to 807 and encodes 268 amino acids. The record is from RefSeq and is a predicted model, not a curated record. Lineage: Eukaryota; Metazoa; Mollusca; Polyplacophora; Chitonida; Chitonidae. The transcript is spliced from 2 exons.